This is a messenger RNA of Orbicella faveolata, 3260 nucleotides long. RefSeq lists its product as uncharacterized. The record is from RefSeq and is a predicted model, not a curated record. NCBI's taxonomy places the organism in Eukaryota, Metazoa, Cnidaria, Anthozoa, Scleractinia, Merulinidae.
GGUAACCACUUGUUAAUCUGUAUUCUAGUGCAACAUCUUGUAAUGAGAACUACAAGUAAGUAAGUAGCUAAUAUUUAUGAGCAGAAUAACUGACUUGCCUAAAAGAGGCUGACUUGCCUAUCAAAAAACAGCAUUGAGCUCAUUGGCAAUCAAUAGUGGUUUUAGAAUUAGUAAACAAAGGAUUAGUUCAUUUAGAGGCUAGCAUAUAUACAGGUGCUUUUUAAAUUGUUGUUCGGUUAUGUCCCCGGUAAUGGGACACUGGAUACCACCAUCCUAUCUUGAGUUACGUUCUGGCUGUGUUCUUAAAUUAAACUCUACUAUUGGAGCCAAGUUAAAAAGGAAAGAAGACAAAAUUUCCGAUCCCUUACUAGAAUGUUCUCGACAGCUGUUGGAAUUGCCAUGAAAUAAAGCUCUUUGAUCCCGUUUCAGGGCAACUGAUCUUCUAUUGACAUAAACUGGUGCACUCAAGCCUCUUCAUGGCCAGUGUUGUCCCAUCAGUAGCAUCCUCGAAAGAGACGACCAAUUACUCUCGUUUGUGUCGCCUUCUGGUUGAUAUUUGUUCUCAGGCCCUAAGAGACACAUUCGAUGGUAUUCAUGCGUCCGGAAGUCUUCACACAGUUUUGGCCAGUCGCCCUGUUCACAGUACUCUUCAAGCCCUUUUCAAAGGGAAGAAAAAGAUCUUAAACCCAGCACAGUGGUGCAAAUUGUAUCCUGCCAUAGCAUCUUCUGUGUCUUCGGCAACUUUUGAUAUCACACUUUUGAUGGUUCUCCUUAGAAAUAUAUGCGAUUUGAGACCUCCAGCAAAUGGCUGGGGCAACCUUCCAUCUGAAGAAGACAAGAGUCUUGAGGCUGACAUUGUCCGCAUAAAGUAUUUCAGAAAUACUGUGUAUGCCCUUGCAGCGCAGGCCUCUGUUAAUGAUGCAACAUUCAACACCCAUUGGCAGAACAUCCGAGCAGUACUGGUGAGAUUAGGGGGAGCCAAGUAUGAAGAUGCAAUUGACAAAUUGAAGACUGAGUGUAUGGACCCUCUUAUUGAGGAACACUUUAAAGAGCUUCUACAGCAAUGGAAAAAGGACGAGUAUGUCAUUAAGGAACAGCUGCGUGAAAUGGGAGAAGAUAUAAAGUAUGUCAAGGAGGCAUUAAGAGUCGCUUUAAGUAAGCAUGGGGAGGAGGAGGUACACCCUGAAAUUGAACAUAGAAGGCAACCUGGCAGCGAAUGUGUCACCGGUGCACCGGAGGCCACAGGAUCUAGAAUUGGAACCACAGGAGGAGCACAGCCAACCAGGUUGCUCUGUCAAACGGAAAAAAAUUUCACGAGUCAGACUGCAGUGAAAAGUGAAGUAGAAGGCUCAUCGCCUGUUCCAUCACGGAGGACCUCAGCACAGAGAGAGCGGGCUCACAAUCCAGCGCACAGCUCAAAAAAUGAACGCGACACUGAAGUAUCGCACCAGGGGAAGGCGCCUCACGCAGAUGUGAAACGUGAUGAUAAUGGUAAAUGUGAUCAGUGUUUGCUGGAAGGUACGAUCAUUUGCAUACACUGUCACAGAAUUGUUUGUAGAAAGUGCAGGCAGAUCUAUGUGACCGAUCUUUGCGGUGCGACUAAAGGUGACCAUGUGUUUGCGGAUUUGAAAGACAACAAACAGAGGUAUACUAAAUCUGUUGAUUCCAGAGCUUCUUCGUCCCAGCCUCAUACAAACAUGAAUGGAGGGUCUGUAAACGAAGAUAAUAAUUGGUCUUGUUCUGAUACAAGGGGACUUGCUGUGGUCACCCAGAGGAGUACGGUACUUCUAUCAAGUAAAGUUUUACCUAAUACUAAUGGAUAUCAUUCCAAGAGUUCUCCAAGAACGGUGACACGCGUGCAUGUGUCUGCUUCUGGGGAUGCCAGGUAUGCUAACGUUAAAGACAUCAGCAGCUACUCUGGUCAGAAGUCGAUAUCGAACGAAUCGGAUAAACGUAUGUCCACAAGGGAAAGUGCGAGACUGCAUGACCGCAGAGAUGCAAAAUACGGACCAACUGGCACUUCUUCCUGUGAACCGAUGGAAGUAGAACAAAGAGAAAAUUCUCGUGUGAGUCGGAAUGAUGCCACUUUUCAACACAACGGGAUGGCAGAGGGGACAUAUGGAAAAACCACAGUUCAAUCAGGAGUUACAGAUUUAAACGCCACAUUAAGGCAGCAGUUAACCAUUGAGUCUAAUGUUCGCUCAGCUGGCAAAGAAUCUAAACAGGUCAGUAGUACGUCCAGUGAACAUAGAAGGCAGCCUGGCAGCGAACGUGUGACUGGUGCACAGGCCACAGGAUCUAGAGCUGGAACCUUGAGGGGAGCACAGCCACCUAGGUUACUCUAUCAAAUUGAAAAUAAUGUAACUAAUAAAGGAGCUACCCGUAAGAGCGGAUCCAGUGCAGCUGACCUUAAGGAUCAUAGUACAGCGAAACCUGAAUCAAAAGGUUCACCACCUGGUCCGUCACGGCGGACUUCAGCACAGAAAGACCAAACUCCAGGGACCAGUUCAAAGAAUGAUCCUCAAAAUGAAAUAUCGCGUGAAAAACGUUUUCUUGAAAAAGGUACUCAAGGUGCUGCUGUUUGCGAACUGUGUGGAUUGCAAGGUAUAAUUGUUUGCAAAUACUGUCUGAUAAUUGUUUGCAUAGAGUGUAUGGAAAUCUAUGCCACCGAUCUUUGCAAAACAACCAAAGGGCAACACGCGUUUGUAAGGUUGAAGGACAUCAAAACAUCAGGUUAUUCCAAAGCCUAUUCCAGCCAAGAGUCUGGCAAUACAAAUAAAGCCUCUGGGGAUGGGAAAAAAGAUUGGCCAUGUUCCCGAUGUACCUAUCUGAAUGAUCCAGAACACAGAAUAUGCAUCGUCUGUGGCGCAACUCGUGGAAUUGGCGUUGUAGAAAGCGCAAAACCUGGGAGCAGAGUAUGCAGGAAUUGUACUCUACACAAUGAAGAGACAGCAGCGGUGUGCACAGCCUGCCACAGCCCAUUGACCAAAAGUAAGACGGUUUUGUAGAGAAGAGCGUGGUAGUUCGAUCUCGACAUGACAAUUGAAAAAAGUUGCAGACAUAAAAUGUAAUGUAAACUGGUACCUAAUCUCAGUUCAUUGUUCCAGAUUUUCCCAAGGAUAGAAAAACAUUUCCUUUCGUCAGUUAGUUUAAGCGUCCAAAACAGGCUGGAAGUAGAGUCUAGGGCAUGUCAUAACCAGGAGAACGCAAAAGCGUAUAGUGAUAUCUAAAAUUAAUCAAUCGCGAGGUAAGUGUUGUAA